AUGGCCUCGGAGCCCUGGCCCGCCCGCAGCCCCGCGGAGACGCCGCCGCCGCCGCCGCCGCCCGACGGCGCGGAGCCCGGGCCGCAGCCCCGCCGCGCCGGCCCCGAGGAGCCCCCGGCGCCGCCGCCCUCCCCGGAGCCCCCCGCGCCCGAGCCCGGCCCGGCCCCGGCGCGCCUGGCCCUGGACGCCAUGUUCAGCCCGGUCACCGACCAGCUCCGCUACCUGCUGCGCAAGGCCGACGACUUCCAGAGCCACCUGCUGUACAGCCGGGAACGCGUGCAGAAGGAGCAGCUGGCGAAGGCCAUGCCCACGUUCCUGAAGAUGUGCGAGCCCUAUCUGCUGUACCUGGAGGCCGCGGGCAGGAGCGCGCCCCCCAUCUAUGGAGGCCUGCAGGAGGUGAUCAGGAAGGGGCUGUUGGAGAUCUCCCAGCAGCUGACGCUGCGCCUGGAGCAGCUGGUGUUCAUGUACGCCUCCUUCGGCUUCGUGGACCUGGACGAGACUGACCCUCUGAGCAUCUCCUGCUUCUUCUGUGGGAGGUUCUCCAUCAGCCCCGCCCACGAGGUGUCCAUCUUCAGAUACUGCAGCCCCGCGCCCUACACGGCCGCGCGCUUCCCCAGGUACCUCUACAAGAAGAUGCGCUGGAACCUGGAGGUCACCCCGGAGCCCAACAGCCGGGGCCAAGACCCCCAUGUGGACUACUAUUUCCUAUGCUACCGAGAUACGUGGGAAGACGCAGGACAGAGUCCUGCCAAUUCCUGUCCCCAGAUCCAGAAGCUGUGGUCCAUCGGCCGAUGGGUGCCCCUGGGACCACCAGAAGAUGACCUUUAUUCGUGGAUCCUGUGCCCGCAGCCCCCGGGGGACUACCAACAGCUGCUGACCAUCGGCUUCGAGGAGCCGUCGCACAUGCUGGCCACCGACCUGCUGGUCCAGGUCCUCAUGGGCCAAGCAGGCCCGGCCCGGCCCCCGAGCGCGGCGGGGCUCCCGGCCUGGGCCGCACCCGGGUCUUGAACCCCUAGAAGGAGGAAGAUGGGCGCUGGAGCCGGUCAGUCCCGAACUCCAGGAGAGACGGCAAGGGAGGGCCGGCCCUGGACUCCCUAGGACACCCCAGCUUCGCCCUGCCGGGUUUCAGGCCGGGCUUCCCGGCCGCGCGGAGCCCCGA
Dipodomys spectabilis (banner-tailed kangaroo rat) is the source of this 1159-nucleotide messenger RNA. It is a transcript of the gene CUNH19orf67, whose product is annotated as chromosome unknown C19orf67 homolog. The record is from RefSeq and is a predicted model, not a curated record. Bases 1 to 1008 code for a protein of 335 amino acids. Lineage: Eukaryota; Metazoa; Chordata; Mammalia; Rodentia; Heteromyidae. The transcript has 6 exons.